AGAAACUAAUUUAGUUCCUGUUCGAAGAUUUUCUGGAAAAACUGAUGAGGAUCCAAACGAUUGGCUCGUUCACUUUGAAAAAGCUGCUAAAGCAAAUAAUUGGACUUCAGAAAGAAUUUUAGAAAUAGUUAGUGGAUUUCUUGAAGGAAUGGCAGCUGAUUGGUAUGAAGAUACUGUCUUUCAAA
This is a messenger RNA of Funneliformis geosporum, 185 nucleotides long. Lineage: Eukaryota; Fungi; Glomeromycota; Glomeromycetes; Glomerales; Glomeraceae. The record is from the annotation of a GenBank genome assembly.